Molecule: messenger RNA, 4805 nt
Organism: Colius striatus (speckled mousebird)
Lineage: Eukaryota; Metazoa; Chordata; Aves; Coliiformes; Coliidae
Gene: ESCO2
Product: establishment of sister chromatid cohesion N-acetyltransferase 2
Exons: 11
Coding region: 527-2542 (671 amino acids)
Biological process (GO): mitotic sister chromatid cohesion
Cellular component (GO): nucleus; chromatin
Molecular function (GO): protein-lysine-acetyltransferase activity
Source: RefSeq, a predicted model, not a curated record
UUAUCCCAGGGGUGCAAGAUGCCUGUGGGCCACAGGUCUGACACAAUAUUGAGGUGUGGGACCUCUAGUGUGAGGGGCUGGUUGGGAACUGGGCUAUGAAUGUUUUCGGAAGUGGUGUGAGUGGCUGGAGCUGGCAGUGGAGAGCUUUUCUGCAGAGACCUGUCUAUGGGAUCCUCCAGUUAAUAGUGAAAGUGAUAAAGAUUCCUCCUUCCACACAUGCACCUUGACUAUCCCUCCAACAGUCUGUCUCUGUCUUAUCUUCUUCCUGAUUUCUUAUUUCCCAGGUACUUGCAGGCUUUUUGUUGCCUGGUGCUUCAUUGCCUACCCUCUCUUGAAGCUCCCCUCUGCCAGCACUGCUCUGCACUGAGGUUGUACAGCUCCUGAUACAGCUCCUCAUCUCCUGGCUUCCUCUUCUGCCACCUUGGUUUGACAAAAGCUCGUGACACCUGGGCUGUAAUCAGUCACAGCUUCCCCCAGAUCAGCAAUGCAUUAAUGUGGGCAGCUUAGGAGGUGCUGUGGUGAAGACAUGGCAGCUGUUACCCCACGGAAGAGGAGCCGGAGUUCUGUCGACACCGAUGAUUCAUCUGAGGCCUUUAAGACUCCUGUCAAAGAAAUGAUGCCAGGCUUUAGGGAAGGUCUGUCUCCGCUCAAGAAAUCAAGGAAGAUUUGCUUUGCUUCUCAAAUAAAAUGGUCUCCCAGCUCCAGUGAGGAGAAAGAGGAAAAUGAGGCUGUCCAGGUGAAGCCAGUGCUGUCGAGGAGGCUGGAUGUCUCACCCCUGCAGGCAGCCAGUGUCCCCACAGCCACGCAGAGGGAGGCCUUGAGGAAUUUAUCCCUCAAACCUGCUGCUUCCUACAAGCCCCUUGUGCCUGCAGCAUCUUUUUAUAGCAAGGAGAAGCAUUACCUUACUCCUCUGGAGAGGAAACAGCUCAACGAGAACUCUACUUUGGGUGACAGGAAUGGGGAUGAAAAUCUCCUGGCUGCUAGCAGGCCUGGGAAGAUAAAAAGGAAUAAAAGCUCAAAACCAACCAAGCAUGGAACCAGCUCCAGGCAUGGCAAAACUGUCCCCAAAACACUUAAGAAAGGAAAAGGAGAAAUACCAGUGGGAAAACCCAGCGUGGAUAAAGAGAAUGUGAGUUGCCUCGUGAAAAAGAAGAUGGAUUCUCCCUUCAGAGUCCUGAGCAUGACAGUGAAACCAGCCCUGAAACUCCAGAUGGGAGCAGCCUUCUUUUCUGCUGGGAAGAAAUCACACUCUAAAAAACCCUUUGUGGACACUAUGUCUCUCCAGUGUCUCCCAAAAUCUCUGGGAACCAAUUGUCUUGCCCCGCCGACAACUACAAAGCCGAAUGCAGCAGAUGGAAACAAAGCUCUUGAGGCAGGUGCUGUACUGAAGAGUGUUUCUACGCUUCAGAAGAAGGAAAAUGAGCACAGGGAGGACUUGACAAGCUGUUUAAAUCAGGAGGGAGAUUCAGAGUGUGGAGGAAAAACAUCUCCACAGAAAAGCCAAAGCCCUUUGGGGCUGGUUUGUACUUCCCAACCUGCAGACACGGGAGACGGCGCUGCAGAGAGCGUGGAUAUUGACAAAACCAGUUCUUCUACAACCUGCGACUCAGAUGAUGAUGUCAUUCCUCCAAGCCAAUCUCCACAUAAGCUGAAUAAGAGAGCAUCUGCUCCAAAUGCUGUUGUCUACCCCAUCUUCAGUGCACCCCCUGCCAGCAAGAAGAAGACUCAGGCCGUGCGGGAGGAGCCAACAUCUCCAUUUGGGUCCAGCUCACUUGCAAAACCAUCUGCAGCCUCCCAGAAAAGCAAGAAGGCCAAAGAGCUCUGCAAGAGCUCCAGAGACCAGAUGAUCAUUGAUGCUGGUCAGAAGCAUUUUGGGGCCAUAGUUUGCAAGUCAUGUGGCAUGAUCUACACAGCUGCUAGCCCAGAGGAUGAGGCUCAGCACAUCCAGCACCAUGAGAGAUUCCUCAGAGCCCUCAGAUACAUGGGUUGGAAGAACGAACGAGUUGUGGCAGAGUUCUGGGAUGGGAAAAUUGUAUUGAUUCUUCCAAAUGACCCAAAAUAUGCUGUCAAGAAGGCAGAAGAUGUGCGGGAAAUUGUAGACAAUGAACUGGGCUUUAAGCAAGUCUCUCUGAGCUGCCCAGCAGAGACUAAAAUCUACUUGUUUGUGUCCAACGAGAAGAUGAUAGUCGGGUGCUUAGUGGCUGAAUCGAUCAAGCAGGCUUUCCGGGUGCUGUCAGAGGCGGGGCCGGGGCCGUGCCCCCGGGAGCAGGACGUGCUGCAGCCGCAGCGUGCCUGGCGCUGCUCCCCUCAGCCACAGCCUGCGCUCUGCGGCAUCAGCAGGAUCUGGGUGUUCGGGCCCCGGCGCGGCAGCGGCAUCGCCCGGCGCAUGGUGGAUGUGCUCAGGAACACCUUCAUGUAUGGCUCCUUCCUGAGCACAGAUGAAAUCGCCUUCUCUGACCCAACGCCGCACGGGAAGCUGUUUGCAACGCGCUACUGCCAAACCCCCAACUUCCUCGUUUACAAUUUCAUUCACAGCAACUGAUUCGAUUUGGUUUUGCAACACCUCGAGCUUCGUUGGAAUGGUUUGUAGAGAAUGAGGGGUGUUUUAAAGGAACACUGAGGAGUCCUUGCUGGGCUUCGCCGCUGUUUUGCUACUGAGCACUGGCUCUCGCUCCCCACGCGUGGAGCAGGGGCGAGGGUGUCACUUUGUGUACAGAGCUGUGGUAGGAUCUAGUGUUAACGCUGCGUGUGGAACGUUGCUUGGAGUUGAGGCUGGUGGGUUUGGUUCUUCUGCCUGUUGAAAUUUUAUUGCCUGUAACUUAAUUUUGUUGAAAGGUUUAAUUAAUAUAAAGGUGUCUCUUUCUUCCUCUAGAGGUGGGGGAAACAAUUCUGAGCUUGCUGCAGUUGUAAAGGACUUGUCUGGGGUAGAAGCCGUAGGACAAGCAGUGCUGUAUUUAUCUACAGAGUAGGAGGUGUUUUACAGCACCUGAGUGGCGGCAGAGAUGGGCCCCUCAGGGGGUUGUGUUGCAGGGGAAGCCCUCAGGGAGGUUGUCUGCUCAAUAAAACGUGUGAAAUGCUGCUGCAGUUUGUUGCUGAGGGCAGAAGUGAUGGGGAAGGGCUUCCCCUGCUCUUCCACCUUCCUCAGAGCAGAAGGAGGUGUCUGAAACAGAAGCCAGGCACUGCGUGGGGGGAGCGUGAUGAGAAUGUGUUGCAACCUCUUCCUCUGCAGCCAGCCGUGGGCAGGAAUUUCCCCAGGCAGCACUAGGGGGCUGCUUGUGUUUUUAUAAAGCCCCAAGAAACUGGUUUUUUUUUUCCUUGACCCUACACUGUUUUUUCUGUGACCUGUUGUGUCAGGAAACCUUCUCCUUGAGCUUGCAGCCACCUCAGAAGCACAACUCUUAAGCCAGGAGCCUGUCACCAAAGGUUACAUGUAACCUGUUAGACACAAACACACACUCCUUGGGAGGAAAAAGAAACACCCAUUUUCACAAUGAGAGUAGAAUGACAUUUACUUUCACCAUCUGAGCCACAAAGCUCUUGCUAAUUCACCAUAAAAAGAGAAAGAUUUGAAAACAGCUGUAACACGACAAUUCUAAACCAAGAGCUGAUUUAAGAGCCGAGUGCAGGCGGGGAGGGGAAUGUUCUAGAAGCAGAGCAAUGGCCCUCAUCCACUUCAGGCAUGUCCUUAAACUAGGGGUUAGUGUUAAAAAGAGUUUAGGCUGUAGUUUGAAGAACAUAGAGCACGUUUGGAAGGAUAAACAAUGCAGGAGGAGCUUUGCUAAGUCCAGUCCCUGUGACUCCCAUACCUGUGCCAUGGAGCUCGAGGACAGCAAAGGUGUCCCCUGAGCUCUGUGGCACAGGAGUGAGAGCAAAAAGGCUUUUAUUUCUGAGCCAAACUUGCCUCCAGUGCUUCCACAAUGCAAGCAGCUGAGGGACGUUUCUUGGGGUCCUCACUAGUGCAGACAGAGAAGAGAUCAAUCAUCUGCUGGUAGGAUGAGUCCAGUUCUUCCAUGUUGAGGGCUGGGCGGGAGCCCAGGGCUGCGUAGUAAGCUUCCUCAUCAAAGCAGUCUUCAUCAAAGGAGUCGUCUGGGUGAGAAGCAGAGGGUGGUUUGGGUUGGACAGGACUUUAAAAGCUCAUCGCACUCCAAGCCCCUGCCAUAGGAAAGGGACACCUUCCACCAGACCAGGCUGCUCCAAGCCCCAUCCAACCUGCCCUUGAACGCUGACAGGGAUGGGGCAGCCACAGCCUCUCUGGGCAACCUGUGCCAGGGCCUCACCACCCUCACAGCUUGCAAGAACUUCUUCCCAAGAGCUCAUCUCAGUCUCUCCUCUGUCACUUUGGAGCCAUCCCCCUUGCCCUGUCCCUCUAGGCCCUCCCAGAGCCUUCUCUUCUGCAGGCUGAAUAUCCCCAAUUCUCUCUGUCUCUACAGGAGGAGGCAGAACAGGGCCAAUCAGGCUUUGGGGCUCUCAAGGGAGAAACAGUCUGGCUCAGGGACAUCUUUCAGGCCUGACUUGAUGUGCUGACAGCCAUUUGACAAACAGCCAGAUCUCAAGGAGCUUCCUCUCUCCAGCUGUUAGACCAGCAGUGGGUUUGCGGUAAUCAGUUACCAGCAUUUCUCAACUUCUCAUGUGGAUUGAGGAAGCCAAAGGAAGUUGAAAGACAUUGAGAUGCUGGAGCGUGCCCAGAGCCAGGCAGAGGAGCUGGGGAAGGGGCUGGAGCACAAGUGUGCUGGGGAGGGGCUGAGGGCCCUGGCGGUGUUCAGCCUGGACUAGAGGAGCCUGAGGGGCGACUCCUAAGCUAGAAG